Messenger RNA from Bacillus rossius redtenbacheri, 2478 nucleotides. Its product is annotated as putative RNA polymerase II subunit B1 CTD phosphatase RPAP2. Lineage: Eukaryota; Metazoa; Arthropoda; Insecta; Phasmatodea; Bacillidae. Gene Ontology annotation, cellular component: nucleus; cytoplasm. The transcript has 7 exons. Gene Ontology annotation, molecular function: RNA polymerase II CTD heptapeptide repeat phosphatase activity; RNA polymerase core enzyme binding. The coding region runs from base 324 to 1901 and encodes 525 amino acids. The record is from RefSeq and is a predicted model, not a curated record.
ACCCGUAAUAAUGUCUCUUUGUAACAAUAUACAUCAACAUCCUCGCCUUCAGGAUUUAUUUAGAUACUAAGAUUUACAGCAUCCUUUAUUCAUAGAUCUCAAGAUUGCAUUUCCUGAGUUUGUAUCUUGCAAUAUUAUUAUUUCGUAUUUUAAUUCUUUAAUUUUGGUCAUUGGCGUCCAGAGAUUCUGUUGGCGUCCUGCUGGGACUUGCAAAAUAAUAAUAAAAAUAAAAUAAAAAAAGGAUGAUGAACGGAAGGACCCGAUGGGAUAUUGUAAUCCAGGGUUAAUUCUCACGAAAUAUUUUUUUUAAAUUAUUAAAACAAAUGGGUAGUUUGUCUGAAACCAAAGUUAAAAACGUUCGUCGUAAACCUGGCUUGCCGAGACGUGUGGAACAAAUGAGCAAGGAGGUGCUACAGGCGACUCUGAUCAAGAAGCGGGAGUGCAACAGGCGGGCACAACUCAUUGUCGAGGGCUUCUUGGAAGAGACUGUGCAUCAGGACUGGUUUCUCAGCUCUCUGCAGUACAUCAGCGAGAGCCACUUCCAGGAUGCAGUGGAGGAGCGCGCGCUCACCAAGCUAUGUGGGUACCCACUGUGCCGAGGGAAGCUUCCCCCGGCCCCGCCCCAGCAGUUCCGCAUAUCCACUCGCCUCAACAAGGUGUACGACAUCACCGACCGCAAGAACUUUUGCAGCAACCGGUGCUGUGCAGCUGCCAAGUUCCUGAAGCAACAGCUGCUGUCGAGCCCAUUGUGGCUGCGCGACAAGGAGGCGGCUCCGGCCUUCAUCCUCCUGCCCGCCGCCGGUCCCAGUGAAGGAGUUGGUGAUGAGCUGGAGUUCAGUGUGGAGAAGGUGGCGGCGAGUGAGAGAGAGCAGUCGUGCAAGGGUCCGGUGGACGAGCAUUUGGUCACUCGGAGCUCGGAGCCAGAGACACUCGCUCCUGUGGCAGGAGGUGUGCAAGGAAACCACAGCGAGUGUGAGGGGAGGCAGGCAGACGCGGCAGGUAGAAUCUUGGACGCUGGUUGUGACAAGCUCCAGAGGGCAGGGAGUGCAGAAAGAUUUACUUGCGAAUUCAAAGAUAAAACAAGCAUCACAACAGGGGUAGGAGGUAGCAAUGAACUUGCUUUAGUUGCAGAGACCAUAAACUCAAUAGAUCAAGGAAUGAUUGAUUGCAAGCUUUCAAAGAUGUCUGGGAGCCCUAGUGAUAAAAGUUCAGAUUCAGGGUGUCUUGUUAGUAAACACACAGGUGAUUCAAGAAGUCUUGAUAUUAAAUGCACAUUGAAGUCAGAGAGUAUGAGUAGUAGAAUUGUGACUGAUUCAGAGAUUCUCACAGAGAGUGCAGUGGGCGAGGCGCGCGAGGGACGCAGUAAGUGUUCGCGAGGCAAGAAGCACCGUGGGAAGAGAGACAUCGAGGAACCAGGGCUGCACAGCAUUGUGCUGUACGUGGAGAAGUGCAUGAAGGAAUGGUUCACCAUGGACACGCUGCGACUGCUGACGAAGGAGAAGUCCCGAGAGCUCCUGGGAGACGCGGGCGUGCCUCUGGUGGACCAACAUGCUCAGGCCGCGCUGCGCCGGCGCAUUGUGCUGGAUCGCCUGAAUAGAGUGGUGCCGGACCUGCUGGCUGCUCUGGGAGCGAGCUGCGAUGUCAGUGGUGACCUGCGCCAGCUGGUGACCACGUUCCGCCUCGGUGCCCACAACAUCUCUUUCCACCAGCCUGAGUGGAACCUCGUGGGCCUCAUCCUCAUGAACAUCUUGAGCCUGAAGAAUGUGCGGCUGCAGGGACAGCUCCGGUCAAAGAAGGUGAGGGAUUCCCAGACCAUGAUCCUGCUCAGUUUCCAGCUGGACAGCGGCUACAUAGACCGUCUGCUGUGCUGGCUGACGGACGUGGAUGGCAGCUCGAGCUGACCCUGUGGCGGCGAUGCAAGAACCUAGCCACGUGCAUUCCCCAGACCCUCGUCAUGUGCAGUUGCUCCCCGUUAGUGGAGUAUGUGAGCGCGUAGGUACCAUACUUCUCGAGAGGAAACAGCUCUCUGUUAGGGGAUAAAUUGCAAGUUUGGAUACGAAGCUCUUGAACCCUCGGGGAAGAGACCAGUGGUGUGGAAGAGGGAUGGAUGGGUGAGAGGGAUGUGGAAAAAGUUAUGAAGACAAAAAAUGAGACAUAAAAUACUUAAAUUUUGUGUUAGAAGUGAAGAUUUUCUUUCAAGACUACUGAAGAGAAGUAGAUAAAUAAUACACACUGUUGGUUUAACCAUAACAUAAUUUCUGAAAUUACAACUUAAGUUAUAAUCAGUCAAGAUUUUAUAAUUUUAUUUUACCUAUCAGUUUUUUUUUUAAUAUUUAAUGAAUUUUUGGGGUUACUUGAAAGUAUACAAUAAUAAAAACCUAUUUAUGUGAAUUGUUUCAUACUUUUGAUGACAGUAAGGCUGUUAUGCUGUGCUUUAUGUAAUGAACGUUUACUCAGUAAACUGUUAAAAAAAAUAAA